GGGAAGCAACACCUAGAGGAUGCGUCCAGUGGCUGCAGGUGUUUUCAAGGCGCUGCUCCUUGUCUUCGCUUCUAUGGGUGCCUGGUAUUCUGGAUACCUGCUGGCAGAGCUCAUCCCUGACAUGCCCCUGUCCAGUGCUGUCUAUAACAUCCGGAGCCUCGGUGAGAGGCCUGUCCUCAAAGCCCCAGCCCCCAAAAGGCAAAAAUGUGACCACUGGACCCCAUGUCCUCCCAACACCUAUGCCUAUAGGUUGCUCAGUGGCGGGGGCAGAGACAAGUAUGCCAAGAUCUGCUUUGAUGAUGAACUGCUCAUAGGAGAAAAGACCGGGAAUGUCGGGAGAGGAAUAAACAUUGCUGUCGUCGACUAUGUGACUGGGAAGGUGACAGGGGCCCAAUACUUUGAUAUGUAUGAAGGCGAUAACUCGGGGCCAAUGACCAAGUUCAUUCAGAGCGCUCCUCCCAAGUCCCUGCUGCUCAUGGUGACCCACGAUGACGGGAGCUCCAGACUGCAGGCCCAAGCCAAGGACACGAUAGAGGCCCUUGGAAGUAAGGAAAUCAAGAAUAUGCGAUUCAGAUCAAGCUGGGUGUUUCUUGGAGCAAAAGGCUUUGAGCUUCCUUCAGGAAUUCCAAGGGAAAAGAUCAACCACUCUGAUAACUCGAAGAACAGAUAUUCUGGCUGGCCAGCAGAGAUUCAGAUUGAAGGCUGCAUAUCGAGAGCUCUGAGCUAGUGUCCUGUGGCCCUCAAUAAAUGUGUUUCAUAGACCAACAGCUGGAGUGGCCCAGUAAGUCCAGCCAUGGAUAUUUGAGAGUAUUCGAGGUUUGUUGUAAACCAGCAAGGCCUU
Molecule: messenger RNA, 841 nt
Organism: Castor canadensis (American beaver)
Lineage: Eukaryota; Metazoa; Chordata; Mammalia; Rodentia; Castoridae
Gene: Fam3b
Product: FAM3 metabolism regulating signaling molecule B
Source: RefSeq, a predicted model, not a curated record